Mercurialis annua (annual mercury) is the source of this 451-nucleotide messenger RNA. RefSeq names its product defensin-like protein 2. The coding region runs from base 4 to 294 and encodes 96 amino acids. The transcript has 2 exons. The record is from RefSeq and is a predicted model, not a curated record. NCBI's taxonomy places the organism in Eukaryota, Viridiplantae, Streptophyta, Magnoliopsida, Malpighiales, Euphorbiaceae. Gene Ontology annotation, biological process: defense response.
CAAAUGCCCUUACUUCCCUACCUCACUCUUUAUCUUUUACUUCUUUGCAUAAUUUCUCUCUCUACAGACAUGGCGCGUCUCUUCUCCACUGUCUUCCUCGUGAUUCUGCUGCUUCUAGCCACUGGUAUGGGGCCAGAGGUGGCGGAGGCGAGGACCUGCGAGUCGCAGAGCCAUAAGUUCAAAGGGACAUGCGUGAGCCGUUCCAACUGCGCUAACGUUUGCAAAAAUGAAGGGUUUCCUGGAGGUCACUGCCGGGGUUUUCGCCGUCGCUGCUUUUGCACUAGGCACUGCUAGGUCUGUACGUGUUAUGAUGUUGAAGGUGUGGGAGUUAUGAGAGUGCAUGAAGUGAAUAAUAAGAUGAUGUUUGUCCGAUGUUUAUGUUUUUGUGUAUUUGUUAAUGUCUGUUUAUGUUCUCCCUAAUGGAAUCUUAGUACUACUCUCUUGUCUUCAA